Molecule: messenger RNA, 612 nt
Organism: Eimeria mitis
Lineage: Eukaryota; Apicomplexa; Conoidasida; Eucoccidiorida; Eimeriidae
Exons: 3
Coding region: 1-612 (203 amino acids)
Source: RefSeq, a predicted model, not a curated record
AUGCUGCUGCCGAUGAAGUCGCAGCAGCAGCAGCAGCUGCUGCUGCUGCUGUUCCUGCUGCUGCUGCUGCUUCUGAAGAACUUUCUUCCGUCGCUGAGUCCUUUGGCAUUAUCCAGGAGCAAGAGAUGCCAGCAGCAGCAGAAGCAGCAGAAGCGGCAGCAGCAGCAGCAGAAGCAACAGAAGCAGAAAUGGCAGCAGCAGAAGAAGCUGCAGAAGCAGAAGUGGCAGCAGCAGCAGCAGCAGAUAAAAACUCAAGCGGCCGCAGAUGACAGAAGCACAGGCGGCAGCAUCGGCUCCGUGACGGCAGCAGAAGGUUCUGCUGCUGCUGCUGCUGCUGCUGCUGAGAUCCCGCCUGCUGCUGAAGAAGAUGCUGCUGCCGGUGAAGUCGCGGCAGCAGCAGCUGCUGCUGCUGCUGCUCCUGCUGCUGCUGCUGCUGCUGAAGACCUUUCUUCCGUCGCUGAGUCCUUUGGCACUAUGCAGGAGCAAGAGAUGCCAGCAGCAGCAGAAGCAGAAGAAUGCUGCAGCAGCAGAUGCAGCAGCAGCAGCAGCAACAGCAGCAGAUACGCAGCUGGCUGCAGGAAGCUUCGAUUCUGCUGCGCCCCGCAGUGCUGA